CUAUUUCUAGCACCGCCGGAGCCGGACACUUCACAGUUCACACUUCUCAUCUCCCAUCCCAUCGGCUCUGCUUGCCAGUUCCGCGGUGAGAGCCCACCACUUCUGCGUCUCAAGGGGCAGAGGUUGUACGGAUCGCUCUGGCCUUCGCCGCCGGUUGGCUCAUCAACCACCGCGCGGGCACGGGCGCACGACGCAGGUGCCAUUCCGGUCUCCGGCUCUCUCCUCCGGAAGCGCUCUCUCCCAGAACAGAACGCCUACCUAGUUACCUACUCUCUCGGCAACGUUUCCAAAAGUUCGUUGAGGCAUCAAAGAAUUGCCUGCCUGCGCCGUGCGACGGCGCGGCCGGGAUGGGCAAGAUGAGCUGCUUCUCCGGUCUGCUCAGCUGCAAGAAGAAGGCAUUGGAGGGUAAGAACAAGGGCGCUUACGCCAAGAAGGCUAGCGGCAAUGAUUGCCCCAAGGUGAAGCCGGUGGAAUUCAUGGACAUGGUGGUGGCGGACGCUGUUGUCGACGACGUCAGCAGGUGCCGAGACAGCGUUCCAGCGUCUGCAUGCAGCAGUAGGCUUGUCGCUCACGCAGCCGCCGAGCUGGCACGCCAUGCCACUGGCGAGAACGGCGACAAGGCCGCAGCUAAGAGGGACUCGUCCUCCGCCGCUGGCUCCUCCUCCUCCGGUUACAGCAGCGACGGAACAGGCGACGAUGCCAAGAGCGCCGAGCCGGACGACGGCGAACCCUGCAGCCUCGGCCGCAUGUCGCCGACGGCGGCAUCGCCAAAGCUGAUGCGCUCCUGCUCCAACAUCGAGACGACGAGAUCUGUCCUGACAGGGUCCGACCUGCCGGCGAAGUCACGCUCCUACGACGACCUGAAGACGCUGCCCUCCCACGGAAGCUCGAGCGCCCGCAGCGGCGGCGCGGUGCGCGCGAGCCCGACGCCGGCGUCCUCCAGGACCUCGUGCUCCGCUGACCGCGUCAUGCUGAAGAAGCGGUCGUCGAGGCAGGUGCUCCCGUCGCGGAGCCGGAAGCUGUGGUGGCAGCUGUUCCUCUGGAGCCACCGCAACGUGCACCGUCGUCGGGGCGCGAGCGCGCCCACGCCCACGACGCUGCUGUGGCCAUCGCCGGGGAGAGAAGGCGGCGGCGCCGCGCACCGGCGCGACGGGUACGCGUCCGACACGCUGGGCACGGCCACUGCGGACGACGCCAAGGAGAAGGGCGUCGCCGUGGAGGAGGAGGGCCCCCGCGUCCCGACCCAGUGGGUGGCGUUCUCCGCCGAGGCCUCGCCGCUGGACCGGGUCAGCGCGUGGGUGAACAGCCUCGGGAACGGCUCGUUCCACGCCGUCGACGAGGACGGUGGCGCCACGGGGCACGGCGGCGACGGCGCCUCGCGCCUGCGCCCGCGACCGCGUCGCUCUGAGAUUGUGGAGCUGCCAACGUCGGCGGCCGGCGGCAGGAGGCAUCCGCAGCCGCAGGCGAGGCGGCGCGCGGCGGCGGCGGCGGCCGAGGCUGGCCAGGCGAGCGGCAUCAUCGUGCAGACGCUCAACACCUUCUCCUCCGUCGCGCACAUCGCCGGCAUGGGGCUCCAGGCCGUCCCGGCGAUCGCGGCCUUCUCGACCCUCCGGGCCGUCAAUCUGUCUGGAAACGUGAUCGUUCGAAUCACCGCUGGAUCGUUGCCUAAGGGCCUGCACUCGCUGGACCUGUCGAGGAACAAGAUCGCAAUCAUCGAGGGGCUGCGGGACCUGACGAGGCUGCGGGUGCUCAACCUCAGCUACAACCGGAUCUCACGGAUCGGGCACGGCCUGUCCAGCUGCACGGCGAUCAGGGAGCUGUACCUGGCCGGGAACAAGAUCGGCGACGUGGAGGGGCUGCACCGCCUGCUCAAGCUGGCCGUCCUGGACGUGAGCUUCAACAAGAUCGGCACGGCCAAGUCCCUGGGCCAGCUCGUGGCCAACUACGGCUCGCUGCGGGCGAUCAACCUGCUGGGCAACCCGGUGCAGGCCAACGCCGGCGACGACACGCUGCGCAGGGCCGUGUCGGGCCUGCUCCCGCGGAUCGAGUACCUCAACAAGCAGGCCGUCAAGCCGCAGCGCGCGCGGGAGGUGGCCAAGGACAGCGUCGCGCAGGCGGCGCUCGGGAACGCCGCCGGCGCCAACUCGCGCAGGCGGCCGGCGCGGCGCCUCGGCCAGAGCCCCGCCGGGUCGUCGGCCGCCAAGGGCCGCAGGGGCAGCAGGGGCAGGUCUGUCACCAGGCCCCAGAGCUCCAGCUUGCCAUUGCCAAGGAGAUGAUGAGGCGAGCGAAACGUGACGUUUCGGCCUGAAGAAGAAAAACCCCAUGCGCUUACAUUGCAUGAAAGGAAAGCCCUCACGAUGCCCAGCCCAGCCCAGCUAAUACCCACGAUUGGUCAUGUCAUUUGUAGUUGUAGAUUGCAGCCUAGUGGAGUAGUGGGCCUGCAGUCCGCAGCUAUGGGUAAUAAUAAUAAUACGGAGGUGACAAGAUCCACUGCAAGCAGAGAAGUUUGAGUGGCGAGCGAUUGUCUGAAUCCAAUGAAAAAUAACUUAUAAUAUUACCUUCGUUGACACCGUUGAAUUUU
Messenger RNA from Zea mays, 2581 nucleotides. RefSeq lists its product as uncharacterized. The transcript has 5 exons. Lineage: Eukaryota; Viridiplantae; Streptophyta; Magnoliopsida; Poales; Poaceae. The record is from RefSeq and is a predicted model, not a curated record. Gene Ontology annotation, cellular component: cytoplasm. Bases 348 to 2276 code for a protein of 642 amino acids. Gene Ontology annotation, molecular function: protein binding.